Messenger RNA from Alexandromys fortis (reed vole), 1329 nucleotides. Its product is annotated as alpha-N-acetylgalactosaminide alpha-2,6-sialyltransferase 1. NCBI's taxonomy places the organism in Eukaryota, Metazoa, Chordata, Mammalia, Rodentia, Cricetidae. Bases 1 to 1329 code for a protein of 442 amino acids. The transcript has 8 exons. Gene Ontology annotation, biological process: oligosaccharide biosynthetic process. Gene Ontology annotation, molecular function: alpha-N-acetylgalactosaminide alpha-2,6-sialyltransferase activity. The record is from RefSeq and is a predicted model, not a curated record.
AUGACCUCUGUCAAGACAGGAGAUCUGGGCCUGAAGAAUCAGAACAGUGUGGCAGCCACAGGAGAGGGGGAGGAGAAGAAGGAUCAGAGCGAGGAAGAGCCUGGGGCAAAGACUCCUGUUCCAGAAAGUUGGGACAAAAUAUUGGCAACUACAGAAACAGUGUUGACAAAGCAGAGGAAGAGACCAAGGGCCACAGCAGCUGUUCCAGCCAAGGAGAAGGCGGCCCAGGUCAACCCAUCCCCGGCCUCUUUCCCACGACCCACCACCAAAAGAAGUCAAAGGCUGAAAGCCUCUGACUUCAAGUCUGAGCCUCGGUGGGAUUUUGAGGAAGAAUACAAUUUGGAUGUGGGGGGCCUGCAACCGACAUGCCCAGACUCUCUGAAGAUCAGGGCCUCCAAGUCACCGUGGCUAAAGAAUAUCUUUCUGCCCAACCUCACUCUCUUCCUGGACGGUGCCCACUUCACCCAGAGCGAGUGGGACCGUCUAGAGCACUUUGCACCGCCCUUUGGCUUCAUGGAGCUCAAUCAGUCCUUGGUCCAGAAGGUGGUGACCCGCUUCCCUCCGGUACCCCAGCAGCAGCUGCUCCUGGCCAGCCUCCCCUCGGGGAGCUCCAGGUGUAUCACCUGUGCCGUGGUGGGCAACGGGGGCAUCCUGAACGAUUCGCACGUGGGCCAGGAGAUAGACAGCCAUGACUAUGUUUUCCGACUGAGUGGAGCCGUUAUUAAAGGCUAUGAACAGGAUGUGGGGACCCGGACGUCCUUCUACGGCUUCACUGCCUUCUCCCUGGUCCAGUCAAUCCUCAUACUGGGCAGUCGGGGUUUCCAGCAUGUGCCUCUGGGAAAGGAUGUCAGGUACCUACACUUCCUGGAGGGCACUCGGGACUACGAGUGGCUAGAAGCGAUGUUUUUGAACCAGACCAUGGCAAAAACCAAACUUCACUGGUUCAGGCACAGGCCCCAGGAAGCUUUCCGGGACGCCUUGGACAUGGACAGAUACCUAUUGCUGCACCCAGACUUUAUCCGUUACAUGAAGAACAGGUUUCUGAGGUCAAAGACCCUAAACACUGCCCACUGGAGAAUAUACCGCCCCACCACUGGUGCCCUCUUGCUGCUGACGGCCCUUCAUCUCUGUGACAAGGUGAGUGCCUAUGGCUUCAUCACCCAGGGCCAUGAGCGCUUCUCUGACCACUACUAUGAUAAGUCGUGGAAACGGCUGAUCUUUUACAUAAACCAUGACUUCAACUUAGAGAAGACAGUCUGGAAGCGGCUGCAUGAUGAAGGCAUCAUCUGGCUGUACCAGCGCCCAGAGCUCCCGGAAGAGAAGAACUGA